Molecule: messenger RNA, 852 nt
Organism: Schistosoma haematobium
Lineage: Eukaryota; Metazoa; Platyhelminthes; Trematoda; Strigeidida; Schistosomatidae
Exons: 2
Coding region: 1-852 (283 amino acids)
Source: RefSeq, a predicted model, not a curated record
AUGGUUCUACUGGAUAAACGUAUGCCUAAUCGAACUGUAUUACAUUGGUCUCAUAAUCUUACAAAACCGUUGGCGUAUCUUACUUGGACCGAAAUAGAUAAGCAUUAUCGUUCAACGCAUGAUAUCCCACAAUUUCUUAUUUCUAUGACUUCUCAAUACCCCGCAGAUAUGUCUACAUUUGGAUUGAAUUUCAAUUCUUUCUCAGGUCCCCAGUAUAUUGGCCCGUGUCUAUCCGGGACGCCACUAACAAGUUUGGUUUCAUCAUUUCGAUCUAAUGAUCUCUUUCAAUUCUACAAUCAAAAUUCACUGCUUAAGCGACGUUUACAAAGUUCUAUUUGCGGAAUUACAACACAUUAUUCACCAGAUGAUACAAAAAAACAAUUUCAUACAUUGUUACUCACACCAUAUGGAGAUCUAUUCGAUUAUUGUGCUUAUCUGACAUCAGAUGGUAUUAAUACUAAUGAUUAUGACAUUGUAGAAAGCUAUCAAGUCAAAAGUCAAACAAUUAUUACAAAUUGGUUAUCUGAACUUAGUUGCGAACCUGAGAAUAAACAGCAUGUUAAGAAUUCUGAAGAGAAUGCAAAGUUAUACAAACAGUCGGAGCUCAAAAAUCAUACAGGCACUUUAAACCUAAACAAUAUUGUUUCUGAACGGAGACAAAGUGUUACAAAUAAAUUGAAUAACGAGUCUAUUGUAGAGGAAAGUACCACUGAUAGUAAUACUAAUAAUGAUGAUUAUUUCACUUUAAAGCGUCGCUUAAAUACAUCAGAAUCAUUUAAUAAUAGUUCAAUGGAAUACUCAAAAUGGUUAUUGAGUGAUUUAAAAUCAAUAUGGGAUUAUGAUCAAGUUUAA